Messenger RNA from Carcharodon carcharias (great white shark), 1028 nucleotides. It is a transcript of the gene rnf8, whose product is annotated as ring finger protein 8, E3 ubiquitin protein ligase. The record is from RefSeq and is a predicted model, not a curated record. Gene Ontology annotation, cellular component: ubiquitin ligase complex; site of double-strand break; cytosol. Gene Ontology annotation, biological process: protein K48-linked ubiquitination; ubiquitin-dependent protein catabolic process; double-strand break repair. Gene Ontology annotation, molecular function: histone binding; ubiquitin protein ligase activity. The transcript is spliced from 5 exons. Lineage: Eukaryota; Metazoa; Chordata; Chondrichthyes; Lamniformes; Lamnidae. The coding region runs from base 57 to 1028 and encodes 323 amino acids.
UUCUGGGCCGUGGACUGGGUGUCACCCACCAGCUCCACCCCACAAUCUCCCCCCUGAUGAUUUCCCGGAAUCACUGUGCAUUCCGCCUCAGCUCGGAGGGACAGUGCGUCGUCAUUGACAACCAGAGUCUGAAUGGGGUGUGGGUGAAUGGAAAGCGAAUUGAACCACAACAGCCUUACCCACUCUCAGAAGGAGACGUGAUCCAGCUCGGUGUGCCUCUGCGUGACAAGGAGCGGGCAGAAUACGAGUACCGUUUAACUCGGUGUGAGGAGGAGCUGGCCCCCACAGGGGAAGUACUAGGCACGGGAAGCAGUACAAGGAACAAGGCGGGCGAGAGAGUGAAACGCAAACACAACUGUGAGGAGAUUGAGCCUGGAGACAUGGAGAGAGCCUCGUGUUGUAAAAAUAAAGUACAGAGAGUCUGUGACUCACAUCCACCAGGCACCAGUGCCAGCCAAGAGGCUUGGAGCAGCACAGAGGAGUGUGUGAACCCAGGUACUUUCCGAGAGGGUUGGAGCAGCACAGAGGAGUGUGUGCACUCAGGUACCAGCCAAGAAGCUAGGAGCAGCACAGCGGAUUGUGUGAACCCAGGUACUUUCCGAGAGGCUUGGAGCAGCACAGAGGAGUGUGUGCACUCAGGUAGCAGCAGCAAGAGAGAGGCUUUUCCCCAGACGUCUGCCUCUGGGAGGCUGAGGAAAGUCGGGGUCCAGGGAGACAGUGCCCAGGCCCUGAUGGUACCUAGUGGGAAGAGCUGGCAAAUUGAGGAUCUGAGUGCCAGGGUUCAUGGACUGGAGAACCAGCAAGAGGAGCAGAGGUUCCAGCAGCUGGAGUGCCAGCAUCAACAGCAGCAGCUGCUGAAGGAACCCUUGUACACACAACAGCAGCAACAAGAGGUGAAGGUACAGAAAGAUGAAGCAGCAGCACAUUUCACUGAUGUCCUGGAGAAUGAGCUGCAAUGUAUCAUCUGCUCCGAGCACCUCAUUGAGUUCCUAGUUCGUGAUAAUCCCCAACCAGGUCCUCUUUCCUAG